CUGCGGGGCGGGUUCAAAUUGUCAUCACUAUUGGUAGAUACUAGAUAGAGAACAAGCAGGCUUAUUUGGUGACUCGUUCAGUCAUGUUCUUGCCACUUCGUAUGUUACAGAGGUUUCAUUUUCUGUCAUAACUAGAUAGUCUAUAGGUAUUCCUUUCGUUUGGAAUUGAUCUUUGUACUUUCUCUUCAACAGAGACUUUUUCAGCGGGCAAAAACUCUCACCAAUGUUCUGUAUAAAGUGAUACGAUCUAAUUUACGUAUUACACGUGAAGUAGGGGUGAGCAACCGUUCGAUAUAAGAAGAAGGAAUCAGAGAUGUACUUAACCAACACCAAAUUAUCAUCUAAUUGAGUAAAUGUUAAAUCAAAGUGUGAACUCAACGAUUAACUAACAAAACUCACUUGUCAGCGAGCAUAUAAUUCAGGGAUGGUGUAAUUACUUGGCGGCAUCCCCAUGAAAGACGAAAAAAGAAGAAAACAAAACAACCAAACAAGGAACCAAAGAGGGUUGGCAAGCAAUCAUGGUGAUGAUUAUUAAGACACUUGUUGUUUUGUCCCUAUAGGAAACAACGCCAUUCACAAGUUGCAUAUUUGACCGCAACAGAACACUUACUUUGUUCUCUAAUUUACUUUCCUCCCAUCCAUUAGCAAGAGAAAAGACGCCAGGUUUGAAUCCAAUGUACAGGUUGGUAAGACAUAAGAGAGUUAGAAACGCGGAAGAAAGUAUUCGAUCAAUUCACAUCUCCAAUCAUAAUAAAAUGUUAUGCCGAAUCAAAUCUGAUUAAUAUAGAAUCAGAUCCACAAUACAAUUCACAGACAAUAUUUUCCCUUCUUUUUUGUUUCCAUUCCAUUAAUGUUUGUUAAACAAAGAAAUAAACACGCAAAUAAAAAUUUCAGAUGCAUUUUCUAUGUGGGUUUCAUUCUGAAUCACAUCGCAAUAAUCACUUGUAAAUAUCUCAUAACACUAUUGGUCCGAUUCUGGACCAAAUCCAUCCGGCCUUCAUCCUACCGACAGCCCAAAUGACAAAUUAUGAGAAGUCAGCACUCAACAAAACUCCUCUCUUCUUCCUCCCACCAUUUGUGUGCCUUAAUAUAUAUCGAUCCUCAAGAUUGUCCCCAUCAUCCAAAUCAUUCACUCACUUCACCAAGAAUCCUCCACAUCAAGAAAACAGAGCCUUUUCUUUAUUGGGUUAUUCUCUGAGAAACUAGUAGAUAUUCAGUUCUCUGGUAAUAAGAUUUCGGGCUAGCUUGAAGCUUAACAAUAAAUCAUCAUCAUCAUGAGCGGGGAGAAGACCAAAAGAUCAUCAGGAUUCGGGAUGCAAAUCGAUCAGCAGCAACAGCAGCAAAGUUUCCAAGGAGUUAGCGUUGUGACUGAGCCAUAUGCUGCUGCAUCUCAUCAUCAUCAUCCUCAUCCACACCAGCUUCCUGUCACAGGUCAUCAUGUCGUGGUUCAGAGAGGAUCAUCGGCCCUUCCUUGCUGUGGUAUCGGCCUUGGUUGGUUUUUGUUUAUAUUGGGGUUCAUAUUGGGAGCAAUUCCAUGGUAUGCUGGGGCUUGCGUCUUUCUUUGUGCCAAGUAUGACAGCCGGGAGAGGAUUGGAUUGAUUGCUUGCUCUGUUCUUGCUGCUUUGUCGACGGUUGUGGCUAUUAUUCUAGUUAUAUUAUCGAUAAUUUGAAUGGAAACUGAUAUACGAUUGUACUUGCGAUAUGGGCAUGUGGUCUGUACUAAUUUAGUUUUGCUACUUCUAUACAUGUAUCUCUGAUAACAAUCGAAUAAAUAAAUGAUGAUUUUUUUCAUGAGUAAUACGAAUUACAAUGUCUAAUUGUAACAGCGGUGGCAGGACGAUAAUUUUGAGAUGAUCGGUUCACGUUUCAUGGAUUGGUUAUCUGUCAUUUUCACUUCCUUUACAAGAUUGUGUUAUUUAUAUCAUUUUCAUAUGUAUUAAGAGAAAAUAUUCGAAAUGAUGGAUCAAUCGACUAUUUCGUACGAGUCAAAGUUCAUUUCUUUCGGGGUACUAAAUUAACCAAUCCUUAGCUUGACAAAUGCAAAGGAACUUCUCACAAGUGAAAAUUAGGUUUUUAUUUUUUAUGUGAAAGAAUGAACAAUGCUUUCUUAUUGUUUGGAUAAUUGUGAUAUCUCUUAAAUUUCAUUCUGUCAAACCUUUCAUUGUCUCCGAAAAUGAACCUUUACUUUUGUCGAUAAAAGGUAAAAAUUUGAAUCUAGAGAAUAAUGAAAGGAUAUUUGACUC
Linum trigynum is the source of this 2243-nucleotide messenger RNA. The record is from the annotation of a GenBank genome assembly. Lineage: Eukaryota; Viridiplantae; Streptophyta; Magnoliopsida; Malpighiales; Linaceae.